Larimichthys crocea (large yellow croaker) is the source of this 1808-nucleotide messenger RNA. RefSeq names its product solute carrier family 50 member 1 (gene slc50a1). The record is from RefSeq and is a predicted model, not a curated record. Lineage: Eukaryota; Metazoa; Chordata; Actinopteri; Sciaenidae. The transcript has 6 exons. Gene Ontology annotation, cellular component: membrane. Gene Ontology annotation, biological process: carbohydrate transport. Gene Ontology annotation, molecular function: sugar transmembrane transporter activity. The coding region runs from base 174 to 833 and encodes 219 amino acids.
CAGAGUGCGGAAACACUGAGCACACUGACUGCAAACACGGAAAUACAGUGAGCGAUAAACGCGUAGUUACAGUUUAUGUCCUUAAAUUACAUCCUACUCAAACAUCCGCGCAGGCAGACAGUGCAGCUGUAACACACAGCACGAUAGAGUAUUUGUAUUGUUUCUCUUCUUCUAUGGAUUUUUUGCCGUUUCUGUCAUGGGCCUGCAUCGUGUUUACAGUCGGGAUGUUCUCGACUGGACUGACCGACCUGAAGAAGAUGCGAGAAUCCAAAAGUGCUGACAAUAUCCAGUUUCUCCCUUUCCUCACCACAUGUCUUAAUAACCUGGGCUGGUUGUAUUACGGGAUCCUGAAGAGCGAUCGGACGAUCAUCCUGGUCAACAUUAUUGGAGCUCUCCUCCAGAUCCUUUACAUCAUCGUGUACUUCCACUACACAAAACAAAAGAGGCUGGUAACAACCCAGACUGUAGCAGCAGGGAUGGUUCUGACCUGCGGUUGGUUCUACUUCACCACGGUUCUCCCAGAAGGAGACGCUCGGCUUAACCAGCUAGGCCUCACCUGCAGCGUAGUGACCGUCAGCAUGUACAUGUCCCCGCUCACCAGCCUGGUAGAAAUAUUGCGCAGUGGUAAUGUGCAGUGCUUGUCCUUCCCUCUGACUGUAGCCACCUUGUUCACUUCAACUUCCUGGGUCCUCUACGGCUACCAGCUGAACGACUACUAUAUUGUGGUUCCAAACUCACCAGGAAUCAUCACGAGCCUCAUCCGAUUAUAUCUGUUUUGGAGAUUUGCAUCUGUUAAUCAGAGCUCACCUUCCUAUAAGCCUCUGCUUAUAUGAGGAUAUGAAAGAAGGUGGGCUGACACCGAUCUGUUGAAUCCAUGGAGGGCUGCAGCAAAGCUGUGCCAUCGCUCGUCUUGUAUUUUUAAUCAUACAAAGAGACAGAGUGGAGGGAAACUAACUUUUCUUGAAUGACACAAGUGAAGUGGGCAUAAUGUCUUGUGAUUGGUGACAUAAUCAUUUCGGGGAGGUAUAUCUGUUACUCAGUUAGGUGGAAGAAUUAUGAUGUCUUCAGUUUUUUUUUUCUGCAGUUCUGUGUGUCCUUUAAGUGCCUUGUGUUAGAUCCUGGUUGUCAUUAAAAAUCAAUGGCAUUUUCUGAUCUACCAACACGUCAGGAGACUUACUAUCUGUUCACAGUCCGGUGAAUUGAAUCAAAUCUUCCUCACCUCAUACUAGCCAAAGAUUUUGUGGAGUUGUAACUUUUCUGGCUGCUAUUUUAAUAUUACAUAUAGUUGCUCUUCCCUGGUACUUCUGUAUGGAAUAAUGUAGUGUAUAGUUUCAUAUUUUUCCACACAGCCUGGUGAGGCAAUGGUGAUUUCAUAACUCUUCAGAGUUGGUACGCAUGUCUCACUAUCACUGUGCAGCCAGAAUAUUGAGUCAUAUCCGUGGAGGUAAAUUAUAUUUGUUCAGAAUUGUUUUCUAUAUAUUUUUCGUCUUUUUGAUACAGACUGAGUACGGUCCAAGAUAAAAUACUGUCUAACUAUAUUAUUAAUGUUAUUUUUAUAAGCUCUUGUAUAUGAGAUUAGAUACAAAAUAAGAAAUUAACACCACAGGAUUUGUUUACAAGAAUAAAUGAUGUGUGUGUGUGAUGGGUGUCAUGGGUAAUAGAGUUUUGUUAAUUUUCUCAUUAUUUUCUGUAAUAAGAACAUAUGUUAUGCAAAUGAAACAGCUGAGUGUCAGUGCUGAUUCGCUACACUUCUGAUGGAUGUAAGGUCUUUAAAGGUGCCACGUGAAUAAAUUUGUAUCUUAACAAUC